Striga hermonthica is the source of this 705-nucleotide messenger RNA. The record is from the annotation of a GenBank genome assembly. NCBI's taxonomy places the organism in Eukaryota, Viridiplantae, Streptophyta, Magnoliopsida, Lamiales, Orobanchaceae.
AUGCGAAUUGUAGGGGAGAAAUCGUUCCCUUCUCAUAAGAAAAAGAAGAGUUCCAUAAAAAAGCCAUCCCCUCCUUAUGUUCUGUGGUGCAAAGAGAAAUGGAAUGAGGUGAAGAAAGCAAAUCCAGAGGCCGAUUUCAAGGAGAUGUCCUCUCUGUUGGCCUCAAAAUGGAAGACUGUCACUGAUGAAAAAAAGAAGCCCUAUGAAGAAAAAUACAAAGCUGAAGAGGAUGCUUAUUUGAAAAUAAUCGCGAAUGAGAAGCGCGAGCAUGAUGCUAUGAAACUCUUGGAGGAAGAGCACAAGAAAAAGACUGCCAUGGAGUUGCUAGAACAGUAUCUUCAAUUUAAACAGGAUGUGGAGAAAGACAACAAGAAAACUAAGAAGGAGAAGGACCCCUUGAAGCCAAAGCGACCAAUGUCGGCUUAUUUCAUAUUUUCGAAAGAGCAUCGAGCUGCUCUGCUUGCAGAGAACAAGAACAUCUUGGAGGUCGAAGAUUACUGCAAUGAGGCUAGGAAGAAUAUAGCCGAAGAGCGUCCUGGAACUAACAAUUCUACUAUCAAUGCUCUCGUUUCGCUAAAGUGGAAGGAACUGAGUGAAGAAGAGAGGCAAAUUAGGAAUGGUAAAGCUGCAGAGGCAAUGGAAACAUACAAGAAAGAGCUCGAAGCUUAUAACAAGAAACUGGAAGCCGAAAACAAUCAGAAUUAG